This is a messenger RNA of Haplochromis burtoni (Burton's mouthbrooder), 2869 nucleotides long. It is a transcript of the gene fastkd5, whose product is annotated as FAST kinase domain-containing protein 5, mitochondrial. The record is from RefSeq and is a predicted model, not a curated record. Lineage: Eukaryota; Metazoa; Chordata; Actinopteri; Cichliformes; Cichlidae. Gene Ontology annotation, molecular function: RNA binding. The transcript is spliced from 2 exons. Gene Ontology annotation, biological process: regulation of mitochondrial mRNA stability; mitochondrial RNA processing. Gene Ontology annotation, cellular component: mitochondrial matrix; ribonucleoprotein granule. Bases 124 to 2544 code for a protein of 806 amino acids.
GUUGCCGUAGGUCUGUCAGAAGAGUCGUUCUAACAGACUAAUGCUGUGUGUUCCUGCCAUGAUUUCUUGAGGUUUCUCACCGUUGCACGUGUUGCUUUUGGAUCGUAAAAGUGUGGUACACCCAUGGCUACCUGUGUGGUGUGUCGCUGGAUGCCCAGGCUACGCCACCUCCCAGGCCUGAGAAAAGGCUUUGCCAGGGCUCAGCAUGCGUAUAUCAAACCAGAGGAUGAAGCUGAUGAUCUGGAGGAAAAGAGAAUCUUGUCGCAGCACAAUGGAGUAUGUUUAGAAGGUUACAGGCUCCGUUACAGCCCUUCUUCAUAUCAUCACUCUGCAUUGAACUCUGCAGCCUCCCAUAGCCAAACAGACAACGAUGAAGAUGAGCAGUGUCUACCCACUCUCGCACCUUCUUUCUGGCAACGGAGCAAUCGCUACAGUGUGAGUUGCUCACGACACCUCUCCAGCUCAAAGAACACUCUUCUGGACUUGGCUUUCAAUAAAAGCUCUGAACCAGAGAUCCCCUCAGCGUCCUCUUACCAGAGAAAACCUGUACUACCAGAUGUUAAAGUAGAGACGCGUGCCUUCCACAAAUGCAGACCAGAGUAUGCCUCAAUGAGCCUAGACCUUAACCAAAGACCUCACCCACUCAAAUGGGAGGAGGCAAUGCAGCUGCUCCAAAAAGUGGCUGUUUUAAAGGGCAGCAUGAAAGCAUCUGAUGUGUCUCAGUUUCUUUUGGAGCUCAGUCGAUUGCACCCAGACAAGAUGCCGUUAGUGAGGAGUGACCAGCGCUUCAUCAUGCUCCUCCGAUAUUCCGUGGAACACCUUCGCCACUUUACUCAACUUCAGCUGCUGGAGGUGCUGCAGUCAUUUGUGUGGCUGGGCAUGCCCUCUGCCCACGCUGUACUCGAACUGUACGAGACUGAGCUGAGUUGCCGGUCCAGUCAGAUGACUUUGCAUCAGUUGAUUUUAGCUGCUGAUUUGUGGCGCUGUAUAGGGAAGCAGGCACCUCAGUUCCUACUGCACCUCUAUGACUCUGUUCGUCUGCAUCUGGGACAAUUGGGCGUGCCCGAGCUGGUCCAACUGUUGUAUAUAUUGGGAGAGGGUAGGCAGUGUCCAAAAGACUUGAUCCGUCCUCUGGAGCAGCUUCUCAUGCAUCAUUUGCUACAAUUGCGACCUGAGGAGGUUGGUGUUAUAUGCUUAGGACUCUUUAAAUCCCAAACUUCAAUAUCUGAGAGUGCAGUAACUCGCAUUGUCGAUAAGGCACUCUCUUUUGUGAAGGAGAUGAGCGACUUUGCCAUGGUGAAUGUGUUGAAGUACUUGCGUUUCAGUUAUUUAUAUCACAGGGCAUGGCUGGAGGCCAUGGCAGAGGAAGUUCCUAAGCGUGCCCACAGAAUGGGUGUCAAGGGGCUAAUGCACGUGGUACUGACCUGUUCUGCUCUUCAUUACAGUAAUGACAGUAUCCUUACUGCUGUCGCUGACAGAGUACCCUUGCUAGUGCCACACUGCAGAAGUAAAGACUCAUGCAAACUCUUGUGGGCUUAUGGCACAUUAGGGUUUCUCCCAUCACGGAGUCCAAGCUUCUAUCCAAGUCUUACAGAAUCCCUGAGGCAAAGGAAAGCUGAAUUUCAACGAUACCCAGAGCAUCUGCUCACUGGUCUUUUAGGCUUGGCCUUUGUCUCACAGUUCCCAGAGGACCUAAUUGCAUUAGCCUUGAGCCCUGAUUUUAUCAACUUAGCACUGAAAUGCACACAGCUUGAGCUGAAGAAGGAUUUGUUCACUUUAGAUGGAGUUGUAGCUUUGGAGUUGCCUCAGUGGACUGGCCCUCGACUGAGCAAUGAACUUCGAGAUGAGGUUACAGAAAUGCUGUGGACGUUUGCUCAGUCAGAUGUGUGCCAGAAACCUGAGGUUCAGGAGGCAGAAUCUGCUCUGAAAGAUCUGCUUGGUGGAGAGGAGUUUGUAUGUAAAAGAAUGAUCCUUCCCCAUACUCGCUCCAUUGACCUGGAAGUGCACCUCAACUCCACUGGGCAGCCUGUACCUGUGAACCAAGCAUCUCUAGAACAAAGCUCAUCCACAUUUCCUUCUAAUCAGGGUUGGGGGAAAUUAAAUGUAGGAGUUACAAUAACUGAUGAACUUUUAGCACAGUUGAUAAAUAAAAACAACAACACAAAAUCGCCUUUGGCUCAAUCACCUAAAGUGAAGACUACAUCUCUUCAAAGAUUACGGCCCGAUGAAAGUGGGAGACUCUUUGACACAGUGCUAGACUUGACCACUGAUAUUAUAGAAACUCUGACCAAACCCAGUCACCUUGGGUCUUCUCGCAAGGACUCCAAUGAGAUAGUCAAAAUUGCCGUACAGGUCUCGAACAGGAACCACUUCUGCUCCCAGUCACAGCAGCUCCUGGGACUUCAUGCCAUGAAGAGAAGGCAGUUAAAGAUAGCAGGCUAUAGGGUUGUAGAGCUUAGUUAUCAAGAGUGGUUUCCAUUGCUGAGGAAAAGCAGAGCCGAAAAGCUGGCAUAUCUGCACUGCAAACUCUACGACAAUCUAUAAUGGAGCUCAGACCUGUAAGAGCCACAGUGAAGUGGAGAAAAUAUGGAGUCCGUUGCAAACUAUAUAACCAUCAGGCUUCUGGAAAAUCUUUACAGUGUGCAAAAUAUCUGCACAUUGCAGAAUAAAAGAUGUUUUGUAUUGCAAAGAUGUUUUUUUGUUGAGAUUUUUGUAAAAAUAUAUUUUUACAUUUACAUUUCAAGACUGUAAAAACUUGACAUGAAAACUAAAGCAUCAGCUUUUCAAUGCCUGGCUGUAGUAUAAAAUACAUUUAACAUUUGUAUGUUCUUGUGUGUUUACUUAAAUGUUAAGCUUUUCCUGAUUCAAA